AUGGCUCAAGUUGACCUAAAAGAGCAACUGAACCAACUCGAAGCAGCUCGCAACCUUGUCCUAUCCGAUGCCGCACUCUAUCCACAGGUCCUGCAGGGCAUAUUACCUAUCAUUGGCAUAAAUGCGCGAUUAGACCUUCGACGAUGGGGUGCGGAUUUCCUCGCAGAGACUUUUGCAAAUACGACACUACCUUCGGACCGCAAGGAGUCGCUCUCUGGUACCGUGUUGCCCACAUUGAAUGAAUACUUAGGAAAUGAGGCAGAGGAUGUCGCAGUGGUUAAGAGCGCGGUGCAGACGGUAUCAAGUCUAUAUCCGUUCGUUUUCAGACAUAUAAUCCACCACCCAGACGACAAGGCCAUGUGGGAGCAGAUCACUUCAAUAAAACAUAAUAUACUCCAGAGAAUGGACAGUGCGCCUCACCCGGUCAGGGUAUGCUGUAUCAAGUUUGUGCAGAAGGUCGUUCAUACUCAGACUCCAGGACCGAUUGCUGAUCCCCGACGGCCAGAGAGGAACGAAACUUCUAUUGCCAUUGUGCCUAGGACUCAUUCACUGCUCUCGAUACCGAAUCUUGAAGCAGAAGCGUCGGGUCUGCUGGAUCGACUUCUUACUGUUCUACAGGACAAUGCCGAUGAUGCGAUUCUUGUGAAUGCGACAAUCAACUGCCUGGGGAUAUUGAUUCGCACUCGUCCCACCAUUGCUAAUAAGAUUCUGGAAACAUUACUGAACUUCAAUCCUGUUAAAGUAGACCAUGGACCAAUGACAUCUACUAUGCGUGUUAAGAUCAAGUCAAUGGAGCGGACAACGCGCGCUGUAUUGAUCAAUCUACUGAAGAGAAACCCCAAUCAUCCACUUGCCGGAAAAAUGCAUCAACACAUGGAAAGACUGGCGCAAAACUGCAUAGAAGCAUUCGAUGCAUCAUCCCGAAAGCGCGCUCUUCCGGAUGAGCCCACAGACGGUCUUGAUAAUGCGAAAAGAGCAAGACUCGGUGCCGAAACUCCUCCUUUGCUCAAGAUUCCUCCUCUUCCCGAAGGCCCUAUCAGCUAUUCUCAACUCUAUACCCUGACAGAAGAUAUUGGACUUUCCUCUUUUGACGUGAAACAGCUCCCCCCUGAUCUCAUAGUCAAAAUUGCAGUAGCUGUUCUCGGACGUGUUGAUCAAAAUGCGCUUACUCAGGCGACUGAUGCUAUCCGCGGUCGAUAUCAAACCCUAAUUGCUCGACAAGCACAACAAGCCCAAGCUCCGGCCGAAGAAGAUGAGGACGAAUACGAGCCCGAAUACCAACCCGUGGAUAUUCCCGAGUCCGAAGUCCAAGAUACCACAGCCGCAAUAUUCGAAGUAGAGCCUGAACUGGGACCAUUCCAACUCAGCAGACCUCCACCCUUGACAGGAAACGAAGCAAAUGAGAUAGGUCGUGCUGCCGCUGAUCGCGUCUUUGAGAUGAUGAUAGCAACGCCAUUUAAAGCAGCUGCUAAACCCGUCACUGCCGGUGGGGCAGCAGCAUCCUCGGCUUCGACUUCAGCUUCAGCUUCUUCAUCAGAUCGAAAGGGAUUCGCACGUCUUGCUGGCGGUUCUCUCGACUCAAAGGAAGCAUGGAUAACAAUGCUAGUACGCAUGGCGACAAGAGCUCCCGCAAAACUAGAAGCUGCCGCUGGCGAAAUCCAGACUUCAGACGGUCGACCCACUAUUUCAAACUACAUUCGUGAUUUAUUAUAUCGACAUAUCUUGGAAGAUUUCCGAUCUCGAAUCAAUAUUGGAAUCAUGUGGUUAAACGAAGAAUGGUACAACGACCGUAUGCAGAUGGAAGCAGCCGCUUCUCAGCGUGGGAAGAGCGAGGAAGUCUCUGUACCGCUGCACUAUGAUUCCUGGGUUUUGCGGCUGUUAGGUGGCAUAUUGCCAUAUCUUGACGCGCGUGAUGUCAAGAUUCUCAUUCGGUUUUUGAGUGAGAUUCCGGAGGUUACGUUACCGAUUAUUGGGCGAGUGCAGACGCUGGCGAGGGAUCCGGAGCGUAUUAAUCUUUGUGUUCAGGCGUUACAUUACCUAGUAAUGUUCAGACCCCCAGCGAGAGAGAUGUGUCUUAACACUUUGGAAGAGAUAUACAAUACAUACGAAGAGGCAAGACCAGCAGCCAGCAGAGUGCUUUCGAGAUGGAGACCGGAAGCUAUUUCAUCACAACAAACACGAGAAGUCUCGGUUACAGGUAGUACUACCAACGGUGUACAACAACAAGUUGCUAGAGCAUGAUUGCGUAACCGCACCAUUCAGCAACUGUCACGAUAUGUGGCUUCAUGAUAGGUCUUUUGAUUGGGCCUACUUUAUUGUAAAAUAAACACGGAGGGUUAGGGAAGGUAUGACAUUCGUCCUACAGUGGAAACAGAAAGGCACCGGAAUACGACGGCGUAAAGGGAUUUUUUUCCUUGACAGAUCAGCAAAUUACCAUAAUGCAGUCUAUGUAUGAUAGGGACAUAAAUAUAGGGGC
Talaromyces stipitatus ATCC 10500 is the source of this 2476-nucleotide messenger RNA. RefSeq names its product mRNA cleavage and polyadenylation specificity factor complex subunit (Pta1), putative. The record is from RefSeq and is a predicted model, not a curated record. The transcript is spliced from 8 exons. NCBI's taxonomy places the organism in Eukaryota, Fungi, Ascomycota, Eurotiomycetes, Eurotiales, Trichocomaceae. The coding region runs from base 1 to 2241 and encodes 746 amino acids. Gene Ontology annotation, cellular component: mRNA cleavage and polyadenylation specificity factor complex.